This is a messenger RNA of Emiliania huxleyi CCMP1516, 897 nucleotides long. RefSeq lists its product as hypothetical. NCBI's taxonomy places the organism in Eukaryota, Haptophyta, Isochrysidales, Noelaerhabdaceae. Bases 1 to 897 code for a protein of 298 amino acids. The transcript has 5 exons. The record is from RefSeq and is a predicted model, not a curated record.
AUGCCGCCGGGGAUGCCGGCGUCCGUGCAUUCUCUGCCGGUGGCGCUGGCCGUGCCGAUGCCGGCGAUGCCGAUGCCGGUCGCUUUCCCGGUGCCGCUGCACCUGUUGCCCCCCGGAGCGGGGGUGGAGAAGCGAGCUGAGGCUUACUUGAAGACAAAGGGACAGACUCUCGAGGACUACUGGAAUGGACCGCAGCCCGCGUCUGUCGGAGGCGGCGUGUGUUUUCGUGAGAAGUAUGGUGAGUACAGCUUUGAGAAUUACAAGAAGAUGCAGUUGGAGAUUUACCUCCAAGUUGUUUCGAACGCAUCAAUGCUGCUCUUGGGCUACCUGCUCGCACAACCGAUGGGGCCGGGGAUGGAGCCGCCCGUCCUCUCGCUCAGCCUCGUGUUCGGCGCGGUCGGCGCCGCCGGAGCCGCAUUGUCCGCGCACCAAAGCGAGAUGGCGUCCAUCUUCCCCGUCUUCUUUGGCGCGGUGUGCCUCAGCUUGGCCGCCUUCUCCGUGUCCAACGCGCUGCUCUGCGGCGACGAAUUGGCUCGCGCGUGGGCGUUCGUGAUCCCGCUUCACCCUCUUCCGCUGACGGCGCUACUGUUGCUCGUCCCCGCGGACGAUCUUCUGCGCGCCAAGGAGAGCGUGGACAUCUUUCGUUUGCCCGGGACCGUAUUAGUUGGGGCAAUCGGGGCGGUAACCGCCACCAUGCCGCGCCCCCUUCGCUGGAAGUGCAUGGUGGUGGCCGGGUUCCUUCUGUCGAUUGCCUCGGCUUUCGGUGUGGCCACGUACCUACUCGACGAGCGGCUCUCCUUCAUUUGCAACGAGAUGUUUCCCUACCACCUCUCGGCCCUGGGCAGCCUCGCCCUCACCCACUGUGUACGUGCUUUUACCGUAAGGUACCGAACUUAA